Molecule: messenger RNA, 2044 nt
Organism: Nelumbo nucifera (sacred lotus)
Lineage: Eukaryota; Viridiplantae; Streptophyta; Magnoliopsida; Proteales; Nelumbonaceae
Source: RefSeq, a predicted model, not a curated record
CGUGUUCUUCUCUUCUUCUUCGACAAGUAGCUCCGGUGGUAGGGCCGGCGACCACAACAUCAUCAACAUCUUCGUCCCCAAGCCCAUCUUUCAGCUGGGGAAGAAGUGAAUCUUCAUUCCCAGCUGAAAGUCCAGCCUUUAUUAUCUGGUUUCUUAUGAGCCCUAAUUGGGAGCUGGUUAGCUACAAUGAUGAUUCGUUCACGGGGAGCAGAAGAAGAAGGAUCAGAGGAAACACUAUCAGCUGGGUCAUCGUCGAGGUCUGAAAUUAUGCCAGCGACCGUCAUUAUACGUGGAAUUCGCUGGCUCAUUCGGCCGAACGACGGAGGCUCGCUGGAGGCCAGCUCCAAGAGAUUCGAGGAUGGAGAACUCCCGUACCUGCAAGAGCUGCAAUAAGAAGACUGUCAUACGUGAUGAGUUCACCGACACCUUGGUCUGUAAGAAUUGUGGUAUUGUGCAAGAACUUGACAAUUUCCAAGCAAGUUUUGGAGGUAUCAAUGGCCCCCAGGGCACCUUUGUCCGUGUUGGUGCUUCUGCCAGUGGUGAAUACAGUUAUAAAGAGAAGAAGCUCUAUGAAGCUGAUAAGGAUAUUGAAGAUAUUGCUUUAAAACUAGGGUUCUCAGCUGCAACUUCUGCAGAGGUAAAACGAAUGAUCCAGCAAAUUACUGAUGAAGAGUUCGGUGGUGGAGAGUGGUUCCUUGUUCUCGUGGGUGCUUGUUCAUAUGUUGUGAUGAGAAAGAACAGCAGACCCCUUUCUAUUGCAGAAGUUGCCUCUAUAAUUGGUUGUGAUGUUUAUGAGCUUGGCCGGAUGAUCUUUCGUGUCGUCGAUUUUCUUGAUUUGAAGUUGCCUGAAUUUGAUAUUGUGACCUCUUUCGAACAUGCAAUUAGGAUCUGCCCUACUUUUUCCAGAUUUUCAAAGGAUGUGAUGGAUAAGAUGGUUAAACAGGGAAGGUUUCUUCUGCAGUGUGCAGUUAAAUGGUUCUUGACAACAGGAAGGAGGCCUCUUCCUAUAGUUGCUGCUAUCCUGAAAUUUGUAGCAGAGUUAAAUGAAGUUGAUGUUGAAAUUGAAAAUAUAGCAAAGGAGGUGCAUUCGACAGUCGCCACAUCCAAAAAGAGGCAUAAAGAGCUCAAAGAGACACUAGUAAAGGUGGCUCAAAAAUUACCAUGGGGAAAAGAUGUGACAGUUAAGAAUAUAGUAAAAAAUGCACCUUUAGUGAUUCAAUAUAUGGAGAUGAAGUCAAGAUUGAAGCCAGACAUUAAGAGGAAGAGUAUAGAACCUGACAGGUUCAAUUUAGAAGAUGUAACUAAUGAUUCUCAGUACUUUGAGCUAGAAGACAGAAACAGAGUUCCAUAUCUGAGUUAUGAUGAUGUGGAGAAUCUCAAGCUGUCACAAGAAUGCUUGGCAGGCAUUUAUUCAAAGUUCUCAAAAGAAUCUUCUUACUUUAAGAAUGUAGGUGAAAAUGGUGAGGAUCACCAAAAAAAUAGGAAGAGAUAUGAAGAUCGAGAAAGCAAGGAAUGGUGGAGUGGAAAAUCAGAUUUGAGCAAAAAGCUCUCACUUCAACAGAUUUUGGAGAAGAAUGUGGGGUUUAAUGCCUUGCCUCCAUCUUUCAUUACUGGUAGUUUGGCAUGCAAAAGGAGGAGAGAAAAGAUAGAUGCAGCUAAGCUGCGAAUUGAUGAGAUUAUGGGACCUCCCAGCACUGUUUCAGGUGAAAAGAAGGAUAGUUGCCUUCUAGAAGACUUGGAAGCUAGGAAGCAACAAUGUCAACAAUCAAAAGGAGGUAAUAUUGAUUGGGAGGAUUUCAUAAUUGAACUCCUACUUCUUCAUCAGGUGAGAGAGGAGGAAAUAGAGCAGGGCCAUUAUAAUACCUUGUUGGAGUUGCACGUAUUUAACUCUGGGAAUAUUUGUGAAAUGUUUCAGCAUGGAAAAGGAAAUGGGUAGAAUAAAAAGUUCUUGAAACUCAGACCAAAUUUAUUUUUCAAUUAUUUUACUUGUGAAUCUUGAUUCAAUUUUGCUACCUAAGUAUAUUGAGAUUCAAGGGUGAUAAUA